UGUGCGACAUCGACGGCACCAUAGUACACACACUGGAGCAUUGACGGCACACACACAAGGGUAUGAGGUUCAAAAAGACCAGUGCAAAGACUGGGGCAGCAGCAACGGUGGAUGGAGAGCAAGCGCUGGACCCUAAGCUGCAGAAGAGGGCGGAACAGGCCCCCGCUUCCUACGAACUAACCAAUGACGACGCAGCAUCGCCAGCAGAUAACGAGCCUGCCGCCGCAGACGCAUCCUCCUCCACACGGCGUGCAGCAGCAGCGACGAGUGGCGAUAACAAGGACGCCGAGCGGGAAGGGGAGGUUGUGGGGGCAUACUCAGAGGCGGCAAGAGGUAGUGUCGGCACCGCUGGCGGUCGACCAAUCGCAGAGGGCAGGGUAGCAAGGGAAGAAACGCGAGAGGGAGGGGUGGAGGAGAACACGGAGCCCCCGCUGUCGCCCUCCGGAAGCGAUGAACAAGAAGAACGAGUUGCAUCUCGAGCGGCGGCGGAGGCGGCGGCGGUGGCUGGACACACGGCGAGGGGGGAGGAGGGUCGAAGUGAGUCUUCAGAACGCACGGCCAGAAGAAGAAAAGAAGCGGGCAAUAAUGCUUUGGAGGACCCUCGAGGUGCCGCAGGCAGAGUUUCGGAAGGGGCGACCUCUGCCGGUGGAGAUGGACGAGGUUCAGCCGCUUCGAUCGCGGGCGACGGCCAUGCCGCUGCCGUUGCCGCCGGUGGCGGUGAUGGAGGGGGCGGCGGCGAUGCUGAUGUCGGGACUAGCGGCCCCGUGGAUUCGCAGCAAUCGGUUGGAGCAGCGGCCCAGAUUGACGGUCAUACGAAAGGACAAACCAACACGCCUCCGCCGCCGCCGGCAAUACCGUCCAAGCCCGCAAGGACAUUGGCAGACGUGGCCGCGUUUGUGGAGGCAGAUAGCAUCGCGGCGGAGAAGGCCUACGCCGAUGCUCUCAUCGCCACCGCCACCGCAGCACAAAGUCAAGAAACUAGCUCGCAAUCCGGAGAGGAAUCCCGAACACAAGCGGCAGUGCAACAGCAGCAACAGCAGCAGCAGCAGCAGCAGCAGCAGCAGCACGCUACGGCAUCGGCGGCGACUGUUGUCGGUGGAGUGGGGGGCACCGUGGGUGCUACAAUCGUCGCCGCUGGAGGGACUAUCCCUGUUUCCGAUGACCAGCUGCUGUACGACGGGGACUGCGCCGCAGGAGACGAGAGGGUGAUGUCAUGGAGGCAGACCCCCCAUAUGGCGUUUAUUGAGUGCCAGGUGGCCGUGCUGGUGGUGCUCGUGUCGAUGAUCCUGGUCUGCUGGCGGCGGCACGGCAGGAUGAUCUCCGUUCUCUACGCGCCGCCCGCGGACGUGGCCACUCCGUGCCAAGGCGCGUUCACGCAAUGAGCUUUUUUUCCCACUUGCCGGUAUUUUUCCGCAGUAGCUUUUGGGAGGAUUUAAAUGUUUGGUUUUAGAGUAGGAGUUACGGGUUAGGGUUAACGUUACGCGCGAGCAUAUCAAACUUGGUUUCGUUAGGUGUUGCGGGUUGGGGUUGGGGUAUUUGGAUACGAAGCCCCCUCUCUCUGUUUCAUAGAUUUCGUCAGUAUCCUCGCCGAGAAGAAGGUGAUCCUAGUCCCCGCUGGCAAUGUGACGACUCGCCUCCUCCCCAAGGACAUGCAUCACCACGCCAAUAGACUGCUGCUGCUGCUGCUGUGAUGGGACACGACGUUCACCCUGUAUUUUCGGCAUUCGGGGGCACUUUCUCGUUUGUUUGUUUUUUUGAGUGAAAGGUCCAGUUUGUUCUUGUUGGGAACGCACCUACGCCGGAAAUUUUGGGAGAUUGGGAGAUUGGGAGGUUUCUCCCGUUAGGAAACCCGACCUGUCUUGAAUAAGCCACACACCCGCGGACGGCACUACUACCGUAUAUGACACGAG
Ectocarpus sp. CCAP 1310/34 is the source of this 1910-nucleotide messenger RNA. The record is from the annotation of a GenBank genome assembly. NCBI's taxonomy places the organism in Eukaryota, Phaeophyceae, Ectocarpales, Ectocarpaceae.